GUAAUGUGAAGUCCACGAAUCCAUUCAAGUGAGAAGAAGACGACGCGAUAGUGGUAUUACAAAGCGCAAUUCCUUAACUAAGGAACUCAUCGCAUGAUCUGAGUAAAACACUGCCGCCAGCAAGCCUGGAGAUAUGAUCCCCCAUGACAAGACAUCCCGGACGUCAGGGCCCAAGAAGGCCCCCAGAAAACGAGCCCUGCGGCCCCAGAGCCUUCCCUCUCCGGCCCUGUGCUGUGCCUGCGGGCUGUGCGUCAUGCUGGCAGGCGUCAACAUCACUCUGGUCGGGGCCUUCGCCUUCAAGUCCCUCGUGCCCACCAGCAACCCACCCAUUGUCAUCGGGCCCCUGCUCCUACUGGUGUCCCUGUCCCUCUUCGCGGCGUGCUGCGCGUGUAGCCGCCGGCCCUCGACCCGCGACCCUCGGAAAGCCGUAGGGGGCGAGACCUGGGGGCUCGUGAGGGUGGGGGUGGGCGCCCGGUUCGAGGUGGAGACGAGCGAGCACACGCUGCAGGACACCACGGCGGUGCAGCUCAGUCCCACAGACUCCCUGAGCUCCUCCCACAAGUCUAGUGUCUCCGCCCACAGGGAGACCGUAGCAGCACGGGCCAAUGAGGACGCCCCAGCCCCAGGGUCCUGUGAGCUCACCGCCUCAGAGAAGGGUGACGUGGAUUUGACACGUGACCAGGUCAUCUAGGGACCAGGUGUUGACCGCUGAUGUCCCCCAGGACCACCACAUCCAGAUGAAGGCUCUGCGCCAGCUGUGGUUAACGUGGGGUUGGACUAUACCGGUUCUGUAUGAACACUUGCCACUGUUUCAGGUCAAGAAGGGUCAUUUUGGGUGUUUUUAGGAUGAUUUGUUCUCGUGGGCAGCCAAUGUGGCCGUAGGCUCACUUGAAAAUGGUGAUCAGGUGAAUGUUAGGAAAACCAAACGAAUGUGCUAAUUGGCCUGAUUUUAUAUCACUGUUACGGGAAAUAUUCCACGGUAUCUUGUCCACGGGCUCAAUUGCUACCAGAAAUAGAAAAUUGUGUGUGGCACAGGAUUUGUUCCAACGUGGAAAGAGGUGUUGACUGGCAGAUUAUCUGAGAUACUAGGCUCCGCCAGUCAGCCUCAGUGUCAGAUAAUGGCGCCAGCACAAAUGGCACACUAACCAUAGGGCUCUGGUUAAAGGGAUUGCACUAUAAAGGGAGUUAAGGUGCCAUUUGGAACGUUUACAAUAUGAAGAAAUAUGAAAAAGAGGAGAACUAAGCCUCUUAUCCGUUGUAGAUUCUGUUGGCCUCCCUGUCUGGUUGGGAGUAGUCCUCAAUAUUAGAAUAAAUACUGUUAAUCUCGUUGAAUGCCUCAGAUGUUUUACUCAGAUCUGGGGACUGUGCCGAGGAUGAUGGCUACAUAUACAGCCAAACCCUCCCUAGUGAAGAUGACACUCUUGUGAAGUACAGUUAAUGCACUUAAAGGUACAGUUUGCCUACAUUCAAAAAAAUAAGUGGCCAAUUAAAAGUGUUAUUCAGCAGUCUGUGCUGUUGUUUUGCUUGACCAAACACUUUCUUUAAAAGUAGUGCUGUUCAAUUACCAUCAUACUCCUUCUGAACAGAAAAUUCUGUUUUGAGAUAAUCUAUUUUUAGCUUAUUAUUUAGCCCUGUUACCUAGGUUACUGUAUACCGUAAAAGAGAUAACUUAGUCUAGCAAAGUAAGAACCCCUGAGUCAUUGGCUUGAGUCGUUGGCUCUUAGUUUUUCUGUGUCGCGAACGGCAGCACUUCCCCAUGCAGUGUGCCCCUAUAUUGAUCAUGACCUGUAUCCACAAAAAGGUCUAAGGCAAGUGAUAGUUCUGAUACAGGAUCAGUUUUGCCGUUGAGGUAAUAACAGGUAUAAUUACAUGGACUGAUCCUUGAUCGACACCUAUGUUGAGCUGUUUUUGUGGAAACGGGCUCUGGUCAAAGGUACUGCGUUGAAUAGGAGAUGGGAUGCUGUUUGAAUGCACCCGGUAACCGCUGUCAUCUUCUUUUCCUUGGUGAUUCAGCUAAUUGUGUUGUGUUAUAAUGUCAGUGUACAGUUCAGUAGGUUUGUCUAAUGUGCCUAUACUGUAUUUGUUUUUCUGUAUGUGUUCUAUACACUGGGAUAAUAGAUAGAUUUGGUAAAACACAACAUUUGAUGGG
Molecule: messenger RNA, 2149 nt
Organism: Esox lucius (northern pike)
Lineage: Eukaryota; Metazoa; Chordata; Actinopteri; Esociformes; Esocidae
Product: transmembrane protein 275-like
Exons: 2
Coding region: 134-691 (185 amino acids)
Source: RefSeq, a predicted model, not a curated record